Molecule: messenger RNA, 588 nt
Organism: Angiostrongylus costaricensis
Lineage: Eukaryota; Metazoa; Nematoda; Chromadorea; Rhabditida; Metastrongylidae
Source: the annotation of a GenBank genome assembly
AUCACAUUCAGUCUACUAUAUCUCUACGUGCAGCUGAACACAUGGUACAUUCAUGGGGCAUUGAUUAACAUGAACAGUUUAUCCUUUUAUCUCUAUCUAUCUAAAAACCAAUUCAUUAUGAAAACUUUCAUGUUUCUAUACCACCGUGUAGGACUAACAGAGGACGACUGGCAGUACUCAUACUAUGUGCUUAGAAAUAUCACGUUCUAUGCGACAAAAUUACAUUGUUCAAGGAUACAAAAGAGUUACGACGAUUUUCUUAAAGGGAUGGGUUUCACGUAUCUUAGAAGACAAAGAGACGAGGAGAUUUUCCUGAACGGUCGCUACAAAGAGGUGAUCGCCUACGAAGGUGAAUUGCCGGAAAAUGUAACCAUAAAAGGGCAUCAUCCAAAUUUAAUAAGAGGAUACUCAUCUGAGCAAAAAAACGCUACAUAUGGAUGGGAACUAUACUUCGAACGCUCAUUGAAUUUCUCGCUGUACAAAAAAGAGUACUGGUAUCCUGAGAUGCAAUCAUUGUCACCUGACUGGGAUAUCUUCAGCGACAUUCCAGUUUCGUGCCUUCACUCACAGAUGAUAGACCACUUAUGA